AUGGAAAGAUUACAUGAAAGUGAACACGCAGCUUCGAAAUUAAUGUGGAAUAUAUUCUUUACAGCAACUGCUCUAACAUCAAUUGGAUACGGUAGCACUGUUUCGGAUUCAUUUUUUGCCCGUUUAUUUACCAUUGUUUAUAUAUUUAUUGGUAUUCCAUUAUUUCUCAUUACAAUUGCCGACUUAGCCAAAUUUUUUACCGAAUUUCUUAAUCGAUCAUAUGCAGAAGUGCUAAAGUAUAAAGUUAUUACAAGUCGUAAACUGAAAAAUCGUUUUGAAGUGCCAAUCGAUGAAAUUAUCAUUUCUGGUGGCGAUGAUGAAGUAGCCGAAUUUUUAUGGACUCACUUAGAGGAUGCGCAUUUUGUUGAAGUACCUUUUAUUGUAAUUUACAUUUUGCUAUUUGCAUAUUUAAUAGCUUCAAGUUACCUCAUUUCAUGGAUUGAAGGAUGGAACAUUUUUGAUGGCUUUUAUUUUGUUAUAAUAUCAAUGCUCACAAUUGGUUUUGGAGAUUUAGUACCUCGAAAUCAAUCAUUCAUAUUGCUCACAUUAUUGAUAAUAAUAUUAGGAUUGAUCUUAGCUACAUCAUUUGUUGAUGUAAUUGGCACCUAUUACAUUGAUCGAUUGCACUUCUUUGGACGUAGUCUUGAUCUUGAAAAUUCGCUUGAAUGGCUUAAAAAGGUGCAACAACAACGUUUGAUCGCAAUGAAACGUGAAGCGAUGCGUAAAUUAUUCGAAACCGUCGCAUCACUAAAAAACAUGGAAAUUAAUUUUCAAUUACGUCAAAAUCGAGCCGAACUAAUGAACAGCAGCGCAUUGUUGAUGAGUCCACCUCAUCCGCCACGAAAUUUAAGAGCAAUAAAUUCAACAGCAAAUUCAAUAGUUCUUACAUGGGAUCCUCCAUCAGAUGAUAAUGAAGGAAAACGUUUUUGGUAUACGGUAGCAUAUCAAAAAAGGACACCACGAAAACAAAGUAAUCCGGCAACAAUAAUUGAAUUUGUCAACAGUGAACAAUAUUUGAUUACCGGUUUACGUUCCUUCACACUUUAUAGUUUUUCGGUUGCAACAACAACCAGAGCAGGAAGUAGCAAACCAAUUAAAUGCUAUGAAUAUACUGAACCAUGCACUGUUCCACAAUCACUAUCAUUGGAAGCAUUAGGCUGUGAAGCGGCAACAUUUAUCUGGGAAUCGCCACAUAAAAAUAUCGCACCUGAGAAUUAUGUACUUCUACUCAGUCAAGAUCCAGCACCACAUUUUUCUUCUUGGCAAUCUUACAGUUGUGGUAAAAAUAAAAGUUUUACAGUAACUGAACUUUUACCAAAUACCAGGUACGUAGCAUGUGUUACAGCAGAACACAAUCUUGGUUUUGCAGCAAUGUCGAAAAAUUUACGAUUUAAAACAAAGAAGCAUUGGUUUAGCGAUGAUGCCAUUUGUCAUUCAUCAAGCAAUUCGAAGAUGCCUUUUGGAUCACUUUAG
Molecule: messenger RNA, 1473 nt
Organism: Cercopithifilaria johnstoni
Lineage: Eukaryota; Metazoa; Nematoda; Chromadorea; Rhabditida; Onchocercidae
Source: the annotation of a GenBank genome assembly